Bipolaris oryzae ATCC 44560 is the source of this 405-nucleotide messenger RNA. RefSeq lists its product as uncharacterized. The coding region runs from base 1 to 405 and encodes 134 amino acids. The record is from RefSeq and is a predicted model, not a curated record. Lineage: Eukaryota; Fungi; Ascomycota; Dothideomycetes; Pleosporales; Pleosporaceae. The transcript has 3 exons.
AUGGUAGCGAAGCGGCAACAAAGACUAGUCUCUGAGAGUUAUGCAAUCACAAACAGAGAGAAGCUUCCUGGCAUAGCACCCACCGAAGAUCGAGUCAGCAGAGGGCAGUUUCGCGGCCGUUGUGUUAUCCGAUUAGGAUCUGGUGAUCGACGCGUUUUGAAUCAUGAGGAAGAUGGUCCUGCUGCAAUGGAGCGAACCCACAAAGCGGCGGAGACGUUGGAAGCCACAUUGCAUCACUUCUCAUGUGAGGCGUCAGAGACGGGACCUCUCAAGAGUGAGGCUCAAGGUCUAGACCUGUCCGUCCCUGUUGCGCGGAGUAGCCUUGCAGGCCCCUUUGUUCUACCGACUUUGCUUUCUGGCGACACUCAGUAUAGUCAUUGGUGUGGAAAUAGAAGUGCGUGGUGA